Etheostoma spectabile (orangethroat darter) is the source of this 859-nucleotide messenger RNA. RefSeq names its product protocadherin gamma-C3-like. The transcript is spliced from 2 exons. Bases 260 to 859 code for a protein of 199 amino acids. Lineage: Eukaryota; Metazoa; Chordata; Actinopteri; Perciformes; Percidae. The record is from RefSeq and is a predicted model, not a curated record. Gene Ontology annotation, cellular component: plasma membrane. Gene Ontology annotation, molecular function: calcium ion binding. Gene Ontology annotation, biological process: homophilic cell-cell adhesion.
AAUAUCCUUGAUUUUGUAGUAUUUACGUUCAUUUAAUGACCUUCGGGUGUCACUGUUACAUUGGGAAACGAUAGAAGACUUUGUCCCUCCCAUCAAAAAGCUUUUGUUUGCCAUCUAGAGCAGAGAAGGCAUUUGAAUCAACCACGCCAGCCGCUGGAUUCAUGUUGUACAAUUUGUCAUUAUGCCAUAUACAACGGGUUGGAUAUAAAGAUUCUUUUGACGCCGUAACUCCUUUUAUGUUUUUCCUCUAAGUUGUAGUAUGACGAUGGGGACAGACAGCAAAAGACGAACGAGGGAGAAGUGUUCUUUUGUCUUUAAUAUAGUAUUACUGCUUUUUCUCGGAAAGCAAGCUUUUGCUCAAAUAAGAUACUCUAUUCCAGAGGAGGUGAAAGAAGGACAUGCUGUUGGAAAUGUUGCGAAGGAUCUUGGACUCGAAAUCCCCUCGUUAAGUGACCGACGGUUCCGUGUUGUUUCUGAAUCAAAGGAGACAUUUUUUGAGGUAAACUCGGACAAUGGGGCUCUGUACGUUCAUAAGAAAAUUGACAGAGAGGAGCUCUGUCAGGGCAGCGGUGCAUGUCUAAUGGAGCUAAAAAUCCUUGUUGAAAACCCGUUGGAAAUGCACUACGUAAUUGUAGAAAUUACUGAUGUAAAUGAUCACUCUCCUAGUUUCCCUGAAAGAGAACAGGGAUUUGAAAUAUUUGAACAAACGUUACCAGGAAAGCGAUUUCAACUGCACACUGCUCGGGACCCCGAUGCUGGAAUUAACUCUAUUCGUACAUACACGUUGAAAUCUAAUGAACAUUUUGAAGUAGAUAUCCGUCAAAGCGAUGAGGAUAAAAUACCGUUUUUAGUUGUCUGA